UGACAUGACGAUGCUGGCUGUACUUGGUGUACUACUGAUGCUCGGACUGAGCCGAUGCACAGAUGAUGAGAAGACUGAGAUAAAGACGGUCCACGUUGGAGAUGAUGUGAAACUGACGUGUCCUCGCAAGACCUCUGCUUUUUAUUCUUCAACAAUGUUAUUUUGGUUCAGGCAGGUUUCUGGAGAUUUGCCUGAAUUUUUGGGUGGAGCAUACAGCUAUGACUCUGAUAUAGUUAACAAAACUCCUCAUACCACCUUAAAACAAGAGCCUGGAACAUUUGUCCUGAUUAUCAAUCAAACCCAGCUCAGUGACUCUGGACUUUACUUUUGUGUGGAACAAGAGGGAUUUAAAAUGACCCUUUUAAAAGGAGUAUUUCUGAGAAUGAAAGGACCAGAGUCUGAUAUCACCACCAUCAUUCAAGACCUUUCAGCUGAUCCUCACCAUCCAGACUUGAUGACUCUGCAGUGUUCAGUCCUCUCUGACUCUGAAACUAAAACCUGUCCAGGGAAUCACAGUGUGUUCUGGUUCAGAUCUGGAUCAGAUGAAGCUCAUCCCAGUGUCAUUUACACUCAUGGAAACAGACGUGAUGAGUGUGAGGAGAGUCCUGAGACUCAGUCUCCACAGAAAUGUGUCUACAGCUUUUCUAAGACCGUCAGCUCUUCUGAUGCCGGGACUUAUUACUGUGCUGUGGCCACAUGUGGACAGAUGUUAUUUGGAAACGGAACAGAGAUCAACAUUGAAGAGCAAAGACGAAGUUCUGGGUGUUUUGCACUGGUGACAGCAGUAGUCUGUGUGCUGAUUUUUGUGAUGAUUGGAGGUUUUGUCUUCAUCUGCUGCCGAACUCCAGGAGAAGAAAAUGAACAAAGCAAAGCUGCUGUUGCUCUGCAAGAUGGCCAGAGAAGUCAACAGGAAGAAGAGGAAACUUGGCAGUACUCUACUGUUGUCUUCACCAUGAGGAAAUCUGACUUUGGUGAAGUUAAAGAAGCAAAGACAGCAGAGAGGAAGAGGAGGCUGCAGAGAAGGCCUUUGGAUUAGAUUAGAGAAUAAAAAAUGUGCGUCUCACAAAUUUAGUCUGAAUUAAA
Messenger RNA from Cheilinus undulatus (humphead wrasse), 1083 nucleotides. RefSeq lists its product as uncharacterized. Gene Ontology annotation, biological process: response to bacterium. The transcript is spliced from 6 exons. The record is from RefSeq and is a predicted model, not a curated record. The coding region runs from base 5 to 1036 and encodes 343 amino acids. Lineage: Eukaryota; Metazoa; Chordata; Actinopteri; Labriformes; Labridae.